AUGCAGAACGACUCCGGUGAGUUCGUGGACCUGUACGUGCAGUGGAAAUGCUCCGCGAGCAACUGCAUCGCUGGUGCCAAGGACCACGCGUCCAUCCAGAUGAAUGUGGCUGAGGUUGACAGGGUCACAGGUCGGCUUAAUGGUCAGUUUAAAACCUAUGCUAUCUGCGGGGCUAUUAGCAGAAUGGGUGAGUCAGAUGGCCCUUUCCUCCGAUUGGCUAAAACUGAUGGAACUGUCUCCAUAUGA
Molecule: messenger RNA, 246 nt
Organism: Myodes glareolus (Bank vole)
Lineage: Eukaryota; Metazoa; Chordata; Mammalia; Rodentia; Cricetidae
Source: RefSeq, a predicted model, not a curated record